Messenger RNA from Tripterygium wilfordii, 3418 nucleotides. Its product is annotated as DNA mismatch repair protein PMS1. The coding region runs from base 277 to 3063 and encodes 928 amino acids. NCBI's taxonomy places the organism in Eukaryota, Viridiplantae, Streptophyta, Magnoliopsida, Celastrales, Celastraceae. Gene Ontology annotation, molecular function: ATP hydrolysis activity; mismatched DNA binding; ATP binding. The transcript has 11 exons. The record is from RefSeq and is a predicted model, not a curated record. Gene Ontology annotation, biological process: mismatch repair. Gene Ontology annotation, cellular component: MutLalpha complex.
UGCGGGCUGUCAGCCUGUCCUCCUUCCGCACACGGGUUUCAAUUUUGGCGCCAAACGCUCUCCUGAAGUUGCAAAGUUAGGGUUUAUUACUCUCUUCGCAUCACUCAAACCCUGAACCAACCCCCAAAUUUCGAAGACAAUUUCUAUUUCAGUCACUUUUUAGGGCCCUAGUCACGGUAUUUACUCCAAUUUCUAGGGUUUUCCCUUUCGAAUUGCGUCGAACUCUGUUUCUGAGCCCAAAUACAUUCUGGGAUGUUCGUCUGAUCAGUUGCUAUAAUGGAAGAGGCUAUUCCAGCUAAUUCUCCAACAAUUAAGCCCAUAAACGAAGGAACAAUUCACAGAAUAUCCGCUGGGCAGGUGAUUCUGGAUCUUCCGUCUGCCGUGAAGGAGCUGGUUGAAAACAGUUUGGAUGCGGGCGCUACCAGCAUUGAAAUUGCCUUGAAAGAUUACGGUGAAGAAUGGUUCCAAGUUAUUGACAAUGGAUGUGGCAUUUCACCCGAUAAUUUCAAGGUUCUCGCACUUAAGCAUCACACUUCUAAAUUAGCCAACUUUCCCGAUCUUCAGAAUUUGACCACUUUUGGCUUUAGAGGGGAGGCAUUGAGCUCCCUCUGUUCACUGGGGAAUUUGACUGUUGAAACAAGAACGAAAAAUGAGUCAGUGGCAACACAUUUAACAUUUGGUCAUUCAGGUUUGCUAACAGCUGAGAGGAAAACGGCACGUCAAAUUGGUACCACCAUCACUGUGAAGAAGUUGUUCUCCAAUUUACCAGUGCGAAGCAAAGAAUUCAGUCGCAACAUACGCAAGGAAUAUGGGAAGCUUAUAUCAUUAUUGAAUGCCUACGCGCUUAUUGCAAAAGGAGUUCGGUUAGUCUGCACCAACACCACAGGUAAGAAUGUGAAGUCUGUGGUCCUUAAAACGCAAGGAAGCGGUUCUCUUAAAGAUAACAUCAUAACAGUUUUUGGAAUGAACACCUUCAGUUGUUUAGAACCUUUGAGUAUAUCUAUAUCAGACAGUUGCAAGGUUGAUGGGUUCCUUUCCAAACCUGGACAGGGUAGUGGACGCAAUUUGGGAGAUAGACAAUACUUAUAUGUAAAUGGUCGACCGGUGGAUAUGCCAAAAGUGAGCAAGCUUCUGAAUGAGCUAUAUAAAGGUGCAAACUCUCGGCAAUACCCCAUUACAAUUAUGAAUUUUACAGUUCCAACAGAAGCAUGUGAUGUCAACGUAACCCCUGAUAAAAGGAAAAUAUUUUUGUCUGAUGAAAACUCCAUGCUGCAUGCUCUGAGGGAGGGUUUACUGCAUAUUUAUUCCCCGAAUAAUGCUUGCUACUCUGUUAACAAGGUUGAGGAACAUGUGAAAGAAGCUGAUUGCUCUAUCUUGUGCUCUCCUAUUCAGAAAUCUCAUAUAUUGUCAAAACAGCUUUUAUCAGAUGAUAAUCAACCUAGAGAAGUUAAAAUUGUUGAACACACUGGAGUGAUUGAUGGUAAUAAAGAAACGGUUGAAAAUGAAUUGAGUAUGGUUUGUGUUGGAGAAGAAUUGGAUCACAUUGGUAAUAAGAAGUUUGUGGUGAAGGACUUUGCUCUCAGAGAACAUGGCAAUAAAAAGGAUGAUAAAUUGCAAAAAUGUGAUGGCAAGCAAUUUGCCACUCACCUUAGUAAAACAACUAAUGCAGAAGCUUUGUCGUCUUCCCUAAGAACUGUUGAGAAAGGCAUUGCUGAACAUAGAGACUUGAUGGACCGUUCAAGUCGGGUUCAGUCAUCGCUUAACCAGUUUGUAACUGUAAGUAAGAGGAAAUACGAUGACAUUAGUUCAGCAAUAUCUGAGUUGCCUAUCCUCAGAAAUCCAUCCCUUCAAUGUCAAAUGAAAGAAAAUGGUUCUAAGAUGGAAUCUGCUCAAAAAAGUAUCCCAGUCAAGUGUUACCAGGUUGAUGAUUCUGCUGAAACAAACAAGAAAGAGUCAUCCAAGCAUCACAGCAUGGGAAUGCUUCUCAAUAAAAUUAGAGAUUCACUCUCUUCCAGAACUGCUAAUAAUGCCAAAUCUACAGAGGAUUUGGAUGACAAACAAAUUGCAUUGCCUCCUGGUGUGGCACCAGCUGUUCCGUCUAGCGAGAAUCUUGAAACUUUGCCCCAAAAUCAUGCUGUUGCUGAUGCUCCAUUGGCUUCUCGUGGUUCAGCCUUGGACACUUCAGCGCCACCUUCUGGUCAAAAGAUGUGUUUCACCUUGCAAUUUAGCUUUCAAGAACUGCGGACAAGAAGGCAGCUGAUGCUGUCAAGAAUAAAAUCGAACAGCUAUGCGUAUGAAGGCGUGAAGAUGAGAAGGUGUUAUGCUGCUUCCACGCUGGAGCUUUCUCAGCCAGAUAAUGAGGAGCGAAAAGCGAGAGCUUUAGCCGCAGCUACUAUGGAGUUGGAAAGGCUUUUCAAGAAAGCAGACUUUGCUAGAAUGAAGGUGAUUGGGCAAUUCAAUCUAGGAUUUAUCAUUGGAAAGUUAGAUCGAGAUUUAUUUAUUGUUGAUCAGCAUGCUGCUGAUGAAAAAUACAAUUUUGAGCGCCUGUCACAAUCGACCAUCUUGAACCAACAGCCUUUGCUUCGGCCACUGAGGUUGGACUUAUCACCAGAGGAAGAAGUGGUCGCUUCAAUGCACAUGGAUACUAUCAGGAAAAAUGGAUUUGUUUUGGAAGAGGAUCCAUGUGCUCCUCCUGGGCAACAAUUUAAAUUAAAGGCUGUUCCCUUCAGUAAAAACAUUACUUUUGGGGUUGAAGAUGUCAAGGAUCUGAUCUCUACUCUUGCCGAUAGCCAAGGGGAAUGCUCAUUAAUCAGUAGUUACAAAAUGGACACUACUGAUUCUGUUUGUCCAUCAAGAGUUCGUGCAAUGCUGGCAUCGCGUGCUUGUAGAUCAUCUGUUAUGAUUGGAGAUCCGCUUGGGAGAAAUGAGAUGGAGAAGAUACUUGAACAUUUGACCGAUCUGAAGUCGCCUUGGAAUUGCCCUCAUGGCAGACCAACCAUGCGUCACUUGGUGGACUUGACAACCAUUUACAGAAAGUCUGUUGAAAAUGAUGCAACCGGUUGAUGGAAAUUUCCAGUACUGUUACUUAUUUUCAGAAAACUCGCGAAAUCAGCAUAUUCAUAUUCCUAGACAAGCUCUCAGUUCUUGUAUAGGGACUGCAUUUCUGGGCGCCUCUGUAAGUUUCUAUCAUUAUUCAUUUCUCUUUAAUAUAUAUGUCAAGUUGAGCCCCUUGCCCUUAGCUGAACAACCCUUCAUUUUGUGUGAAUAUGUCUGGAGUCUUCAUGUCAUGUCGGACAUGGACAUUGGACUCGAAUGUUAAGGCUCCUUCAUUUUGUGUAAAUAUGUCUGGAGUCUUCAUGUCGGACUCGGAUAAGUAAGAGAAUUGCCCUAUAUUGAACAAAAAUAGUUCAAUCCGGUA